Tricharina praecox is the source of this 1781-nucleotide messenger RNA. Its product is annotated as S-adenosyl-L-methionine-dependent methyltransferase. The record is from RefSeq and is a predicted model, not a curated record. Gene Ontology annotation, molecular function: methyltransferase activity. The transcript has 8 exons. Lineage: Eukaryota; Fungi; Ascomycota; Pezizomycetes; Pezizales; Pyronemataceae. The coding region runs from base 415 to 1353 and encodes 312 amino acids.
CCUCCCCCCCAGUCCCCCUCCCAAUCCUCAAGGGCCAUCCCUUCGGAUCCACCACCACCCAUCCCCUCUCCACCCCCCGCAAGGCUUUCUGUGUUAUACCGACUUACUCACAUACCACUUACCAUUCACCAUUCACCUGUCGCCCUGUCCCUCUCUUCAAACAUAAAAAAAAAAACUUCGGAUCGUCCCUCUCGAUCUAUCAAUUAUCCACUCACCUUCCUUCUGCCCUGUACUGCAUAACCCAACCUACUGUUGUGCCACCACCCCGAACAGCUUUCUCGGGAAAGGAGUACCUAGCUUAAAGACUCCCAACGCCUACGUUUAUAUAACACCCACCCCAACCUCCCCGGUUCAUGUCCGUUGCCCAAACAGACUCUCCAGAUAUCUUGUCCUGAUCCAACUGCUGUCGUCGCAAUGGCAUACAACGGCAUUGCCAACACUUACGAAUUCGAGAAUGGCCGACGGUACCAUGGCUAUCGCGGCGGCGCAUACAUGUACCCCAACGACGAGAGGGAGCAAGACAGACUCGACAUCUUUCACAAAAUCUUCCUGGUCGCACGACACGAGGAACUCCACCGGGCGCCCAUAACACCCAACAACUAUGGGCCAACCAGAAUACUGGAUCUCGGUACGGGUACGGGGAUUUGGGCGAUCGGAAUGGCAGACACGUACCGCGACGCAGAGGUUAUCGGAACAGACCUCUCUCUCAUCCAACCGAAAUGGAUCCCCCGAAACCUUCGAUUCCAAGUUGCCGACUUCGAAAGCGAAUGGACGCUCGGCAAGAGUUCUUUCGAUCUCAUCCACCUGAGGAAUGGCGCCGGCAGUGUGUCGAGUUGGCCGACUCUGUUUUCUCGAGUAUUUCAACACCUGAAGCCUGGAUAUGGUUGGUUCGAAUAUGUCGACAUCGAUAUGGAGGCACGGUCGGACGAUGGGACUUUGACGCGCCACCACGCGUUAUCCCGGUGGCAGCAGUACGUGAUGGACGCCACGGCUGCGGCCGGAAAGCCAAUGGCAUACGAGCACCGAACAGGGCAGCUGCUGCGCGAUGCUGGAUUCACCGACAUUCAAGAAGUUGUCUACCAGCUGCCCUUAAGUCCAUGGCCCGCAGAGACCCACCUCAAAGACUGCGGACGGUGGUACAACCUGGGCAUGAGCGAGGGGCUCGAGGCUUUCUCAUUGGGCCCAUUAUGCAGAGUCUUGAAAUGGCCCCAGGACGAAGUCAGGAACUUCCUCAAAGAUGUGCAGAAGGACAUCAAUUCGAAGCAGAUCCAUGCAUACAGCAACAUACACAUCUGGAUUGCCCGAAGACCAGCCUCAAUGUCCCCUCCUCCUCCGCCACCACCACAUCACUAAAACAACGAUAGAGGAUCAACAACUUUUCUCACAUAAAAUUUUUCGAUUUCCUUGGGAAGCAGCGGUAGCAGCAGCGGUGCCCUGUUUAGAUUAUGGAGUUUGUUAUUUUUUGUUAUUCGAUGCGCGACCUACCACUUCUUUACGACGAGUGUCCUCAUCACCGCCACCACCACCACCAACGGUGGGCCCGCUCGCUCGCUCGCUAACCAUCUCCAAGAUGGAAUCUUGGUUUCUUUUUGACUUCUCCGAAUGGUUUAUUGGGUGGUGGGGGUGAGAAACGACAGUUACGGAUUUUUACAGCUCGUUGCAUUUUGCGGCUUUGCCUUUUUUUCCCCCUUUCUCUUUCGGAAUGGAUGCAUUGAUGACGAGUUUCUACCUGCAUUUUUUUAUACCCCAUUAUUACUUCUCUCACGCAGCAUUCCCCCACC